Eubalaena glacialis (North Atlantic right whale) is the source of this 1900-nucleotide messenger RNA. Its product is annotated as cathelicidin-4-like. The record is from RefSeq and is a predicted model, not a curated record. The transcript has 5 exons. Gene Ontology annotation, biological process: antimicrobial humoral immune response mediated by antimicrobial peptide; defense response to Gram-positive bacterium; innate immune response. Lineage: Eukaryota; Metazoa; Chordata; Mammalia; Artiodactyla; Balaenidae. Bases 1236 to 1817 code for a protein of 193 amino acids. Gene Ontology annotation, cellular component: extracellular region. Gene Ontology annotation, molecular function: lipopolysaccharide binding.
AGGGCAGGGCAAGCAGAGGGAUCAGGCGCAGAGACGGGGAAGAGCAGGGGGCUCAGCGCUGUCUGCGUGGUUGCGGUGGAUGGGGCAGCCUGACACCUGAGGCCUGCAGGGCAGGGGCUGAGGGCAGCAGGGAGCAUCAAGACCCAGACCCUGACGCCCCUGCCUCAAGGCAGCGGGGGAAAUGGCCACAUCAGUGCUUGGCAUGAGCCCCUAGACAAUGGUGUGGAGGGCGGACAGUGGUCUGGGGAGAGCCUGGAACCAGAGAAGGCGGAGUCUGGAGGCUGUGGCUACGCUUGAGAGGAGAGAAGACGGCGGUAGGAGCUGGGCCGGGCUGGUGGGAGGCCAGAGGGAGUGUCCUCAGGAGGAAGAAGGAGCAGGUGGGGCUCCCAGGCUUUCAGCUCAGGGCUCCUGCGGCGGCACCCAGCCAACAGCAGCCAACAGCCCAGUGCGGACAACCAGGGGCACUCAUGGGAGUCUUGAGCUCAGAGAUACAGACCAGUGAUGUGUGUCCUUGAUAACUGGUAUCUUGAGAAGGGGUUUGCCCAGGAGUGUGUGAGGACUGGGAGGAGAAGCAGCCCGGAUGCACCUGUGCCAGCCCUGCCUCUUAGGAGGAGGGUCCUUGGAGGAGACCGAGCAGGAGCCACUGGGGAGGCAGGAGGGCACCCAGGAGAGUGGCAUCAGGGGAGAACUGGUCAAGGGCCAUUUCAGGAGGACAGAGGGGUCCCCAGAGUCUGUAUAGUCGAAGACAAGGCUUGAGUGUGAAUUUGGAUCCAGUGAGGACUGGCCAGCCUGCAGUGGCCUUGAGUGUGAGAGACGGCAGUGAAUUGGGGUCCCAGUGCAGAUGACCCCUCCCAUGCUUGGUUGAGGAGGGGUCAGGGGAACAGGCCAUGUCUGGUGGGGACCUGUGGAGAACUAUUUGACCCAGAAAACGGUGUGGAUGAAUCCAGGACAGGAGACAGAUGCAGCCAAGCCCCUGACUGGCGGAGGGCUGGACCCAAGGACAGGAAGGUGGAGGUUGAAGUCUGCCUAGGGACCGGCUGUGCGGGAGGCUUCCCUCGCCCACUGCCCAGCAAUCCCGUGAGGCAACAGCAGGGGCUGAGGCAAGUCCAGCUCACAGCCGGGGAGGAGAUCAGGGAUGGGGAAGGUCAGGAAGACGAGUGGUUGGGCCAUUGCAUCAGGCCCAGGGGGACAUAAAGGAUGGUCCUGCAUGCUGGGAGGAGGCCGACUUGGGGACCAUGGAGACUCAGAGGGCCAGCCUCGCCCUGGGGCGGUGGCCACUGUGGCUACUGCUGCUGGGACUAGUGGUGCCCUCGGCCAGCGCCCAGGCCCUCAGCUACAGGGAAGCUGUGCUUCAUGCUGUGGAUCGCCUCAACGAGCGGUCCUCAGAAGCUAAUCUCUACCGCCUCCUGGAGCUGGACCCGCCUCCCAAGACCGACGAGGACCCGGACACCCCAAAGCCUGUAAGCUUCACGGUGAAGGAGACCGUGUGCCCCAGGACAUCGCAGCAACCCCAGGAGCAGUGUGACUUCAAGGAGAAUGGGCUGGUGAAACAGUGUGUGGGGACAGUCACCCUGGACCAGUCCAAGGACCAAUUUGACAUAAACUGUAAUGAGCUUCAGAGUGUCGGGAGAUUUCGCCCACCAUUCUUACCCAGGAGGUUCCCUCCACCAAUUUUCCCCGGUAGACGGUUCCCUCCACCAUUUUUCCCCCCUGGACCGUUCCAUCCACCAAUUUUCCGUCCUCCAGGGUUCCCUCCACCAAUAUUACACCCACCACUAUUUCCAUUCCAACCGCGAAGGUUUCCUGGUAGACGGUGAACAACAUGCAGAUAACUCCCCCAAGAGAGCUUUUGGUGAAUCGGAAGCCCAGGGAAGAGUUCUUAGAGUCUGCUUUGCCCUGA